CUUUUCAUCACCAACUUCUUCAAAUAUUCUUAGUAUCAGAUUUUUCUCUCAUUAACAUUCAAUGGCACGAACCAAGCAAACAGCAAGAAAAUCAACGGGAGGCAAGGCGCCACGUAAGCAGCUAGCCACAAAGGCAGCACGAAAAUCAGCACCGGCCACCGGCGGAGUGAAGAAGCCACACAGAUUCAGGCCAGGGACUGUAGCAUUACGAGAGAUCCGUAAGUACCAGAAGAGCACUGAGCUUCUAAUCAGGAAGCUUCCAUUUCAAAGGCUGGUGAGGGAAAUCGCUCAGGAUUUCAAAACUGAUCUCAGGUUUCAAAGCAGCGCCGUGGCGGCGCUUCAAGAAGCCGCCGAAGCUUAUCUGGUCGGGUUAUUUGAGGACACUAACCUGUGCGCUAUUCAUGCUAAGAGAGUUACCAUUAUGCCCAAGGAUAUUCAACUGGCUCGUAGGAUUAGAGGCGAAAGGGCUUAGUUGUCCUUUUAUGUGCUCAGAUCUGUGUUAGAUUAUGUGUAUCGUUUGAUUUGUGUUAUUUUGCUGGUUUUAAUGUAUAUUUCUUCCAGAUCCAAUGCGAAAUAUAUCGUCCUUUUCUAGUUA
This is a messenger RNA of Mercurialis annua (annual mercury), 595 nucleotides long. RefSeq names its product histone H3.2. The transcript has a single exon. Bases 62 to 472 code for a protein of 136 amino acids. The record is from RefSeq and is a predicted model, not a curated record. Gene Ontology annotation, cellular component: nucleosome. NCBI's taxonomy places the organism in Eukaryota, Viridiplantae, Streptophyta, Magnoliopsida, Malpighiales, Euphorbiaceae. Gene Ontology annotation, molecular function: structural constituent of chromatin; protein heterodimerization activity; DNA binding.